AUGCAGAUAUCGCAUGACAUCUGGAUACAACCACUAGCUAAGCAUUGCGAAGCGAUGGGCCACAGUCUUGUGGAGCUGGCCAAGGGAGACGUCCACUUAGACCCGGAGCAAUCUGCAGCUCUCACCCUCGCCGAGCGAUAUCUAGCAAUUGGACGUAUCUCCCAUGGUUUUGGUCAUGUUACUUUACAGCCUGGGCUAAGCCGACACUAUAAGGAGCUGCCGUACAAUCCCGGCGGCCGCCAUGCCCGGAAGACUGUUACCACCUCGAAGAGUUGCUCGAGAUACUUUCACGUGCUCAUGCGCUAUGUGCAACGCCUUUCAAACAACACAAUCCAAAUCCAUGGGCCUCGGGGUCCCAAUUUCGGGUGCUUCAAGACGCGUUGGAGGAUUGGAUUCGCUUGUACUCAGAGCGCUCUUGUCAUGAUUAAUCGACUCCACCGGUCAAGUAAACCAUACGAAAGCCGGAUCGUUGAAGACUUGAAACUUGCCUUUGUGGCUCUCGGAGCCUUAAAGACAUUCUAUGCGCCAGCAGAACGUUGGUUAGACAUACUCUUCAAAGUCCAUGACACCGAAACGAAACUCCGGCUUCCAACAUCAGACGAUGUCGACCUACCAUUUGAUGGCUAUUUCAGCCGGUUUCUCGACAUAAAGGAGCCUCAAUUCAUGCCAUUAGACUUCAAUGACAUCGAUACGGAUGAAGAAUCUAGUGACGACACCUUACACUUUGGAAUUAGCCCCGAUUGCUCCUUGGAAAACGCUAGAGCUAAGACCGGCGACAAACGGCUAACUUCUCCUCAGGAUGCGCCGGCAUGGCUUCAAGCGUACACCGGACAUUUGACUGGGGAUAUUGAGACAACCGGUGGCAUGGGUUACGUCACAGAAGGGCCGUCCCUGCUAGCGCCCAAGGGAGAUUCGGGAAUGCUCAAAUCAGUCGCCGAGGGACAACUGUCUCAAGAAGGAGACUCGCGACAGCUUCUGCCGCCAACAAAAGAACUAACUAUAAUGGAGAUCGAGGCUUUAGCGUCUCAGUCGCCAGUACACAUGGCUGGGGCUAUUCUCACGUCCAUGUCAGGAAAGACGCCCCUUCAGGGAGAGAGUCUACAAGAAGUUCACAUGCAACCUCCUUGUUCCGAAUUAUCUCGUGAUGCAACUGCCAUUGACAUGGGGCAAGCAUUCUCAGAGUUCUUUGGCCAUGGCCCUUUGCCAACCUUUACGGAUGACCCUCUACUGAAUUCAGAACUGUCACUAUUCUUGGGUAUGGGUAUAAACUCGGUCAAUGGCGACGCUGACGCGUGGCCCGAUACAAGCGAAGGCAAUGUGACGGCGGCCUCCCCAUUGCAGAACCUGUAUUCAGAAAGGUGUUCGAUGCACCGGAUACGGGCUGCGGCUCCGGUGGCCAACCGUCCUUGGAAGCUCGAAUAA
Molecule: messenger RNA, 1422 nt
Organism: Parascedosporium putredinis
Lineage: Eukaryota; Fungi; Ascomycota; Sordariomycetes; Microascales; Microascaceae
Source: the annotation of a GenBank genome assembly